This is a messenger RNA of Asparagus officinalis (garden asparagus), 395 nucleotides long. Its product is annotated as WAT1-related protein At4g01440-like. The record is from RefSeq and is a predicted model, not a curated record. Gene Ontology annotation, molecular function: transmembrane transporter activity. Gene Ontology annotation, cellular component: plasma membrane. The annotation marks the transcript as partial. The transcript has 2 exons. Lineage: Eukaryota; Viridiplantae; Streptophyta; Magnoliopsida; Asparagales; Asparagaceae.
GUAACUUAGAGAUGAACAACUGGGAGGAGUGGAAGCCAAUUUUUGCAAUGGUAGGAAUCAAUAUCGUAUAUGGCGUAAUGAACAGUGUUAUUAAGGUGGUCAUUGAUGAGGGGACGAACCGAUUAGUUUAUCUCACAUACCAGCAAUUGGUGGCUGCUCUUUUUGUGGCUCCAGUGGCCUAUAUCACCGAGAGGGGAACUAGGCCGAAGCUCACUGGAGAAAUCCUUGCGUACCUCUUCUUCAGUGCCUUGCUUGGGGCUACGCUUAUCAAUUAUUUCUUCUUAAUGGGACUUCAGUAUACUUCGGCCACAUUCGCUUGUGCUUUCCUCAACAUGACUCCGGUGUCCACUUUCUUGGCUGCUAUACCUUUCCGGUUCCCCUCUCUCUCACUCUCU